AUGACGCCGAACACAAGAACAGUGGUGAAUGCUGCAUCAGGAGGGUCCUUGAAGACAAAAACUCCAGAGGAAGCCUUGGAAUUACUAGAGUCUCUAGCCUCUCAGGAGUAUGAUAAUGCUCCCGCACCACAGAGAAGAGCGGGGAUUAUGAAGCUUGAUGGCUAUGAUGCCAUCUUGGCCCAGAAUGAUCAGAUCCUACAGUCCAAUAAGAAACAGCAACAACAACUAGAUGCUCUCACAAAGCAAUUUUCUGAUUUUCAAGUUUCUUCUAAUACUUCAGUAGCUCAUGUUAAUACUUUUUCUAUUGUUUGUGAUAUUUGCGCAGGUGCUCAUACUACUGAUGACUGCAAGGCACCCGAAACUGCAGAUGUUAAUGGAAUUUGGCAUGAUCAGAAAGUUCCAUAUAAUCCAGGGAGGAACCAAUACGGCAAUAACCAGAAUCAAGGGUGGAGAAAUAAAAAUCAACAUCCAGGAUUCAGUUAUAGCUCGAAUCAUCAGCUAAAUCCUCCUAUGCCAGCACCACAGCAACCUCCACAACAAUCAGAGUGGGAGAAAGCCUUUGCACAACUAUCCAAGACCACAUCAGACUACGUUCAAAGUACCAAUGCAUUCAGGGAAGACACUUCAACCUUUAUGCAGGAGACCAGGGCCUCAUUCCGGAAUCAAGAAGCCUCUAUCCGGAAUCUUGAAACCCAGAUCGGUCAAUUGUCAAGGCAGUUCAAUGAAAGAACCCAAGGCACUUUCCCGAGUAAUACAGACGUUAAUCCAAACGCACACUGCAAGGCCAUUACCACUAGAAGUGGCAUUGUAAUUGAACCUGUGAUUAAGCCUUCAUUCAUGAAAGAUCUCUUAUCGAAGAAACGUAAACUGAAAGAAUGUGAAACGGUUACGUUGACGGAAGAGUGUAGUGCUAUAAUUCAGAAAAAGUUGCCUCCAAAACUUGAAGAUCCUGGAAGUUUCAGCAUUCCCAUAGAAAUUGGCAACAUUGAUGUGGGAAAGGCGUUAUGUGACUUGGGAGCUAGUAUUAACCUUAUGCCAUUAUCCAUCUGCAAGGCUCUGGGGAUUCAUGAAUUAAAGCCGACCAAAGUUUCACUGCAGCUAGCAGACAGAUCUACCAGAAGGCCAGAUGGAGUUAUUGAAGAUGUCUUGGUGAAGAUUGAUAAGUUCAUAUUCCCUGCAGACUUUGUCAUCUUAGACAUGCAAGAGGAUGCUGAAAUUCCCUUACUGUUGGGAAGGCCCUUUUUAGCCACUGCAAGGGCUAUGAUUGAUGUGGAGCAGGGUAAGCUGAUGUUGCGGGUUAAUGAUGAAACCGUAACUAUUGAUGUUCUUGAAUCUAUGAAACAUCCUUCCGACGGAGGAGAUUGCUUCAAGAUUGAUGUGAUCAAUGAUGCAGUGCUAGAUACAGUUGAUGAAAUACUCCAACCACUGAUGGAAUUGGAGUCAUUAGAAGAAGAUCUACUGCACAAUACGACUGAAGCAACAGAAGGAGAACAAGAGGUUGAAAAGCUAGAAGAGAAAGUUGAUGAUAUCAUUCCAGGUGCACCAAAGGUUGAAUUGAAAGAACUUCCUCCCACUUUGAAAUAUGCAUUUCUUGGAGAAAGCAAGACAUACCCGGUGAUCAUCAACAUAAAUUUAUCAACCGCCGAAGAAGAAAAAUUAUUGAAGGUGUUGAGAGAGCACAGAACAGCUAUAGGAUGGUCUAUUACAGACUUGAAAGGAAUAAACCCAUCUUUUUGCACUCAUAAAAUAUUGAUGGAGAAUGAGGUGAAGCCAGUCAGACAACCACAGAGGAGAUUGAAUCCAACUAUGAAAGAAGUUGUGAGAAAAGAAGUCGUGAAGCUCUUGGAUGCUGGUAUGAUUUAUCCAAUCUCUGAUAGUGCAUGGAGAUGCCAAGAGAGUAAUUUAGUACUCAACUGGGAAAAAUGCCACUUUAUGGUAAGAGAUGGAAUAGUCUUAGGCCAUAAAAUCUCAGAGAAGGGGAUUGAAGUUGAUAGAGCAAAGAUCUCACUUAUAGAAAAACUUCCCCCUCCCUCUAAUGUGCGUGGUGUGCGUAGCUUUCUUGGACAUGCAGGUUUCUAUCGGCGUUUCAUCAGAGAUUUCUCAAAGAUAGCCAAACCCCUCUGCAAAUUAUUGGCCAAAGAAGAAGAGUUCAACUUUGACAAUGAUUGUUUGAUUUCUUUUAAUCUUUUGAAAGAAAAAUUGACUACCGCACCUAUUAUCACUUCACCGAAUUUUGAAUUACCUUUUGAAUUAAUGUGUGAUGCUAGUGAUUAUGCUAUAGGUGCAGUCUUAGGUCAAAGAAAAGAUAAACUCUUGCAUGUUAUAUAUUAUGCUAGUAAAAUUCUAAAUGAAGCACAAUUAAAUUAUACUACUACUGAGAAAGAAUUACUAGCUGUUAUAUAUGCUUUUGAUAAAUUUAGAACCUAUUUGCUAGGAUCUAAAGUUAUUGUGUAUACUGACCAUGCUGCCUUGAAAUACUUAUUGACUAAACAGGAUGCUAAGCCAAGACUACUUAGGUGGAUGCUUCUACUUCAAGAAUUUGAGAUAGAAAUCAGAGAAAAGAAGGGAGUAGAGAACCGGGUAGCUGAUCAUCUCUCUAGACUUCAAGAGAAAGAACUUCAAGAUAGUUCAGAAUUGAUAAUCCGAGAUGAGUUUCCAGAUGAGCAAGUUCUCUCAGUCAGCACACUGCCAUGGUUUAUGAAUGAGCAAGCUCUUGCAGUAGACACCGCACCAUGGUUUGCAGACUUUGCAAAUUUCAAAGCAGCUGGGACAAUUCCUAAAGAUUUUUCGUGGCAACAACGGAAAAAGUUUCUCCGCGAUGUGAAAAGAUACUUGUGGGAUGAACCAUUCCUAUUCUACACAUGUUCUGACGGAGUCAUUAGAAGAUGCAUCCCUGAAGAAGAGAUGAAAGAUGUUCUAUGGCACUGUCACGGUUCAGAAUACGGAGGCCACUUCGCGGGAGAAAGGACGGCUGCAAAGGUUCUUAUGAGCGGAUUCUAUUGGCCCACUCUAUAUAAAGAUGCCAGAAAAUUCGUGGAAUCUUGUGAUCGUUGCCAAAGAACGGGGAACAUAUCAAAAAGACAUGAAAUGCCACUAAACAACAUCAUGGAAGUUGAAAUCUUCGACGUUUGGGGCAUUGACUUCAUGGGGCCUUUCCCCACUUCAUACGGGAAUAAAUAUAUAUUGGUGGCGGUGGAUUACGUCUCUAAAUGGGUGGAAGCGGUUGCUUUGCCUACCAAUGAUUCUAGAGUCGUGAUCAACUUCAUUAAGAAAAACAUCUUUGUGAGGUAUGGAGUACCAAGAGCAAUGAUCAGCGACGGAGGCACACAUUUCUGCAACAGACAAGUUGAAUAUGUGCUCGCAAAAUACAGUGUCAGACACCGCAUUGCCACACCAUAUCAUCCACAAACCAGUGGGCAAGUGGAAAUAUCAAACCGGGAACUAAAGCGUAUUCUUGAGAAAACAGUAGGAAGCUCCCGGAAAGAUUGGGCCCGCAAGCUAGAUGAUGCACUAUGGGCAUACCGGACCGCUUUCAAGACACCCAUUGGCAUGUCUCCGUUUCAAAUGUUGUUCGGGAAAGCUUGUCACUUGCCGGUAGAGAUGGAACACAAGGCUUUGUGGGCUGUCAAGUUCUUAAACUUUGAUACAAAAGCGGCAAGUGAAAAGAGGUUGUUACAACUGGAUGAGUUAGACGAAUUCAGAUUAUCAGCGUAUGAAAGUGCCAGCCUCUACAAAGAGAAAACCAAGAAGUGGCAUGACAGAAAAAUAUUGGGCAGAGACUUCAAGGUUGGACAACAAGUUCUGCUGUUUAAUUCACGGUUGAGACUCUUUCCGGGAAAGCUCAAGUCUAGAUGGUCAGGACCGUUUCUGGUGAAAGAAAUACGUCCUUAUGGUACAGUGGAAUUUAGUCUUAAAAAUAUGAGGUGGAUGAGAUGA
Molecule: messenger RNA, 3936 nt
Organism: Gastrolobium bilobum
Lineage: Eukaryota; Viridiplantae; Streptophyta; Magnoliopsida; Fabales; Fabaceae
Exons: 3
Coding region: 1-3936 (1311 amino acids)
Biological process (GO): DNA integration
Molecular function (GO): nucleic acid binding
Source: RefSeq, a predicted model, not a curated record